UGUGUAUUUGUGAUGGCACUCACUCUAAUUCCUGGAUCCUCUUCCUUCUAUACGGAGUCAUGACAAGCAGCACGGUUGGUGAAGAUGGGCCAUUUCCCCCAGCAGAACUCAUGUUUCCUUUUCAGAGCAUAAGCUGACCUCAGAGGAACAUGUGUCCAGUGGUCAAUAAAGCCGCUUCAAUUCCACCAUCAGUCACCCUAAGGAGCAACACAGGGAGACUGUCUUUAGGGAGGAGAUGUAUUUGGAAAAUGAAAAGGCCUCAGGAACUGGGAAUGGCCCGUUUGACAUCAUCUCACUGGAGCCGAUGCCCGAGCAUUGAGAAAAGCUAUGCUAUACCUGAGCUGAAUGUCAUACAAAUCUGUUUCUAUUUGGAUUGGACAACAACGGAGCUUGUUUGUGGGGAAAAGCCAAGGUCCUCAAAGAGAUCCAAUGAAGGUGUUUAUCAGCUGAAGCUCAGAAUCUGCCUGCUGCAAGACUGUCUUCCUUCCCCAUGGAUAUCGCCCGUAUUUACCAUCAGUUGAUGACAUAAAGGACCAGCGGAUGUGGGCAGGAGAAAAAGGUAACAUGCUGAACAUAUAGUAUUUGCCUGUAUCACACUUGUCCUUAUUCCAGUAUACACAAUACUGCAGGCUGGCGGGUAUUUAUGCUAGGUAACUACGGUUUUAUUGCACCUUUCCUUUAAAGCGAAGAAAGGCGUUGACCGGUCUAGGUGAGACCUCGGCACAAAUUCCUUUGAAGCACCCGGGGAAAUCAAAGGAAUGUUUUUUGAUCCAGAAUUGAUGAUCAAAGGUUUCGUCAGGCCAUCAUUUGAUCAAAAUUAUAAAUUCUGAGGCACCGGUUUGGCGCUGGAAUGAGAUUUGAUUUUUGAUAGCAGUCAAACCAAUUCCUGAAUCUUUUUUUUUUUUUUUUCUCGAUGGAGUCAUGACAUCACUGGUGAAGAUCAGAUACCUGUGAGCAUCAGCCAAACCCAGAAUCCCGUAUGUGAACCAUCAUCGACGGCCCAAGAUGGCUGCACUGAUUAAGCCAGGACAAAAUGUUUGGGUCGCACCAAAAGCACAUGAAGAUGCUUUACAAAAGACUCUGAUGAUUUUGCCCCAGCAGAACUCUCUUUCCUCCCCACAUCAUCCGUUUCCUGAGGACAAACUGACCGCAGUGGAAAAUGUGUCGUGUGAUCCAAAAAGCAGCCUUAACUCCACGAUCAGUAAGGACAACCAACGGGACACUUUCUUCAGGGAGAGGGUGUAUUUGGACAAUCCAAAAGCCUCCGAUUCUCAGAUGGUGGUCAGUUUGAUGUCGUCCCACUGGAGCCUGAGUUCGUAUCUGAAGCUUGACGAAAGCCUGAGCAGCAUGGAGAGCUGCACGCCUGAACUGAAAACCAACGGGUUUCAUUUGGACGGGACAGCGCCGGAGUUUGGUCAUGGGAAGAGGUUUCUGUCUGGAGAGAGAUCCAGUGACGGUGCUUAUCAGAUGAAGCUUGGCAUCUCGCCUCUGCAGGACUGUCUUCCUUCCCCACAGAUCUCGUCUUCACCCAUGCCGUCAUGCUCAUCGGACUUUGCGUUGUCUGAGAAAAUGACCACCAACUCACAGCCAUCAGUCAACAACACAUUCAGCUGGAGAUCGUGGAUUGCAAAGCAGGAACAGAAAGACCCUUUGUUUGAGGAGAAACUGCGACAGGAAGCUCAAAAGGCAAUAGAUUCCCAUAGCGUGGCUCGGUUUCUGUCCAGCAGCUGGAACCAAAGCCCAUACAGUAGCUUGGAUGACAUCUUGAGCAGCGUCGACGGGUUCACUCCGACUGAGUUGAGGGAAUUGUGCCCCAACAGAGGGAUGAUUAAAAGCGCAGCCCUAGAUCAAAGUGAGCCUGAUGCAAAGGAACUUGAUGCUGUGGAAAGAAAACAUCUACCUCACUUAGAACAGGAGACUCUUGCCUCUCCGGACGGACGAUUCCCGGCGGCUGAAGAUGCCGAGGAGUUUUUGCUCAAAACUGACAAGAACGUAGAAGUCUGUGAGUUAAGCAGUGAAACCAGAUGGAGCAGAGACAAAGAACUUGGGUCAGGUGAUGCAAGAGAGACAGACACUCCUGUUGAGCGCAUGGAUCAGGACAGUCUUCACUUGCUUAACGGAGAUAUGCUGCUCCACAAGCAGGGCGCAGCGAAUGCUCAAGGAGAUGGUGCACAGCACAAUCAUUCAUUUUGUCCUAAAGAACUCACCCUCUCCUCAUCCUUGCAUGACUCCUUACCUUUACCGUCAUGGGACAACAACAUCUCCUCAGAGCUCAAAGAACGGAUUUGCCCUAACUCUACUAUGAGAAAGCCCAUUUGCCUGACCAGCUGGAACACCAUAAAAGAGCAAAAGAAUCAUGUUGAGGAAAGAUUUUCUCAGAAACGUACUGAUAAUCGCGUUGAUAGGGACCUGAAGGUUCCCAUCAGGAGCAUGAGCCCCCACAUCUAUUCAGACACGUCCCCGAGAAGUAGUGUGAGGCAAAACACGAUAGAAAUAAACGGACUAAACUGCAAGGGAGUGCAGAUGAAUGGUAAAGUUGCAUGUGCUAGUCCAGAGGAGAUCCAACCUAGUGCACAGUUAACUCAUGAAACAUCUCCCGCCCAGAUGCCGAUCUCCUAUCCAGAGCUGUUGUCUUUGUCUUUCCACUCGUGUGAUUUAGCUGAGCAAGAAGCGGCCAGCCGGCUCACACCCUCCAGCGUGCCCAUGACCUGGGCCUCAUGGAUUGCAAGAGAGGCGCAGAGGGAUCCUUUAUUUGAGGAAAAGUUAUACCAGGAAGCCCAGAAGGCAGCUGACACCCAUGGUGUCGCCCAGCAAGGAGAAUCUUGCGUCAGCCAGAGCCCAUACCUAAGUUCAGAUGACACUCUCAGCAGCGUCGACCGAUUCACUCCAAUGGAGCUUCGGAUGCUGUGUGUUGACAAAAGCCUCACAAGUGAACAGUGCAACAUAGGUCAGAUGGAGGACUUGACAAACGCUCCUGACCAUAGAGAAUGUGUUUCUCUGCCCCAGCAAGACACGGUACGGUCACCCCGGAGUUCAGAACACUCUGCUUCACUGCUGCCUCCACAGGACCCUGGUUCCUCUGAGCAGGAGUGGAGAAUAAGUCCUGACUUGACUGUUACCGAUUCUAUGAGCCAGAAGUCCUGGACUGCUGAUGAGAAACAGGUGGACUUUGAAUAUGGUCAGGAGGCUGAAAAGGGUGAAUGUGUGGCUGAGCCUGCAGACCUGUCUACCAGCAAGACGAUCAGCCCAGAUCUCUCUUUGCAUGACUCUUUAGGUUUUACAUCAACGGAGCUCCAACCCGUAAAAAGUUUUGUUCAUAGUGUACGGAAAACACAUGAAAAGGUGACAGAGAAAGAUGCAGCAGUUUUACACCAGGAAGAACCACGCUGUUCAUCUCAGUGGUCAUCUUCCGCCACGCCAAGCCAGAUAGUUCAUGGGACAACUGGUUUUGGAACACACCCAAAUGAGGAGCUAUUGUUCGCUGAGGAUCAUCUGGAAGGUCAAGAUGUAUUGGAUAGCCAUGAGAUGAUCAUGUCCCAUCACAGGAGCUGCAGUCCUGACCUUCUGGAUAGAGGUGUGGACACUUCUUCUCCAAGGGAACGGUCUGACUUGAUUAGCAGUCUAGAGGCUGAGAGGUGUUGUGGAAAUAUAGCUGAUAAAGUUCAUCCUCAGAGAGACAUUUCAUCCAACCUGCUCUCUUCCUCACAAACCUCCAAUUUGGACAGCCUGUCUCUUGCACAGGACAGUUUUGCAAGCCCUAAAAUCACCGCCAGCUGGACAAUCAUGUUUGAAAAAGACCCAAAGAAGCCCAGGAAGAGGUCUUGCUUAGAUUCGCCGUCAGAGCCAAACGCAUCAAAUUGCUCCAUUGUCAACAAUGGCUGCCGUCGCAGUCGCCCAGCAGCAGUGGCUCGGUCCACUGCUGCUGCUCCUCCGACCGUGAUGCGUUCUCGCAUCCCUGUCAUGGCACGAUUCAUUACAACCGAAGAAACAAAGGCCCAGAUUGAUGAAUGUGUCGCAAAGCUCAAAGAAUUCCGUUUUUCACUCCGUCGUUUAUCACCAAGUGUUAUAGUUCCCAUGGAAUCUCCGGAAAAGAACGUCCUCCCUCCCCUCUCUCUCACCACGACCAAGCAGCAAUGUGGCCAUGUUGGGAAAACCCUGCGACUUUCAAUGGCUCCAAAUGGAGGAGUGAAGCCCCAGGCUGUUGUAAACCCUUCUGGGAAUUGUGUGAACAAAACCCAACAUCGCAAGCUUGGAUUCUUUGGAAACAAAUGCCGGUUAGAGAAACGUGGGCCCAAGCCCCAAAUAAUGAAGGUUGGAACUUUGAAGGGGAAACGGCAGCCAUGUUCAAAGCCAUCCGACAUCCGUGGGACGAAGGGCGCUGCAACAAAGAUUGUCUGUAAAGACAAGCCACGUCCAUUUGCAAAUCCUUCAGAGAAAAUGUCUCUCUUCUUUCAGUAUAACAGUGCAAAUGACUGGACAAAGAAAAUGGAAGGUUUCCAAAUCGUUCAAGCUCUGGCGAUCAACCACCCAUAUACCCUCCAGCUGAAACUCCACGGGGUCUGCCUCGCACUCGAGCAAGGCGUGUCCAACCUGCGCUCAGCUGUCGCAGUCAAAGCAAUAGACACGAUAGCUGUGCUUCACCUUCAAAUGGGAAAGGAGAUGGACUGUGUUGCGGAAAGGAUAGGCCGCGCCCUGCUUCUGACCUUCUCACAGACCAUCAACAAGUUCAUUCAUGAAAGGGCGGACCACGCUCUCGACACGCUGGUGGAGAACUGCAGUCCUGAGAAGACGUUGAGCUCUCUGCUGAACACUGGACUGGAUCACCGCUGUGCUGCUGUGAGGGGCAGCGCUGCGAAGCAUCUCCACCUUCUGACAACCAUCAUUGGAGAGAAGUAUUUCCUUCGACCAAACAACAGCUUAUUUGUGGAAACUUUCUUCAAAGCCGUGUGGAAAAUGUCUGCAGAUGCUGCUCAGGAUGUCAGGCACUACGGGCGGGAGAUGUUUCAAAAACUGUGUCAAAAAGAGAAGUUUCAAGAGCUGUGGAGGAAAAUCAUCCCGGACAAAGACCUGGGAUUAUUUAACAAGCUCCACUGCACCAUUUAGUGGCGCAACUUGGUCUCGUUGUCUGAGACAACUUCAACUACACGGCAAACACCAAUCAUAAACCGUGUUUGUGAAAUUACCAAGUGUUGUAACCAAUCAUUUCUUGGUGAGGUAGCACUCCUCUGCUGCCUUUUUGUUUUUUGCAAGGGUUGUUGAGACGGUGUUGGUCGCUCAGUGAGCUCACGUUUAAGGAUGUGGAUGACUUUGUGAGGGAUAUGUUCGUGUUUGUCUGAUUUGAAGCCAACUCUCAGAACGCCCCGCUUUCCAUGAUGUGGACAGUCAUGCCUUCUGUUGAAUUCCAGACCUCAGUCCUUGAGCCUGCAUGUAGAGCUGGUUCAGUCACCUUCCUUGCUUGAAUCAACCCCUUUAAAUGUUGAACUCUUGGGUAACUAAUCCAGAUCUCUUGUCCCCACAGGUCAGUGAAUUCUCUUCUUUUUGUCAGGUGGCAGUGUCUCCCAUUAACAGAUGCUACACAGGCAAUGUAUAUUAAACAAUAACUGCAUUUAAUAAAUUCAGUUUUUAAAGUACGUUACAGGAAGCCAAGUAUAAAGUUGAUCAAAGGUAUGUGUCGGUUUAAUGUGAAAUCUAAGGUACAGUACAAUGACGAAGAAAUAUCUGGAUGUUAGCUCCAAAGAUUGCACCAGGUUUGGGUCCAGUGACUCAUAUUCAAGUAUUUGACCUGAUGUUGAAGACAAAUGGCUGGAAAUGUAGCUUAUAUUUCCACACAGGAUACUCACAUCAAAUGUAUAGUCUAAAAAAAUGCCAUGAAAAUAAGUGUGUUCUGGGUUCUGAACCUGGGAAAGAAGUUUGAAGUACAAAAGCGAUGAAUACUUUUGCAAAGUUUUGUGCGCAUAACCUGUGUUUAAAUCAUCCCUCCGAUGGACGGCAGAUUCAAUGACCUCUUUUGACCUCUCCCUCAACAAUUACUUCACAGUGACUUGAAUCGUACUUCACUUCCCCUCCCACCACUGUCUCCCUGAGGUCUCUGUUGUUGGGCAGUUGUCUGCGAUGAAUGCACCACAGCAACCAGCGACUCCAGUUCAGCCAUGCUCAUUAGAGCUGCUGGUGGUUGCCACGUGGAGCAACUGGAGAAAAGCUCCAGGCAGCAAGCAUCUGCCCUGCAGAGCCGCGCCAAAGUUGCAACGUGAAGUGACAGUUUGCUGACAUUUGCAUCCAUAUGACUCAUUCCAGCCUCAACAUGAAUGGCAGUAUUCAGCGCCGCUUAUCUCAACCCUUCUUUGUGAGGAGCCUCAAUCUCUCGCAGAGGAACAGUGAGGAUUAGACCAAAAAAUGGGAAAUGAUAAUCCCUCAAUGGAAUCUCAUCCAGCCUUUCAAAACCACUGCUUAUAUAAAGAAUGCUUGCGAGCGCUUGAACGUCCCUCACCAGGAGAGGGAUGUGUAGGGAUUGCGUUGACGCAAAUCACUCGGAAAGUGUUGGAUAUUUUCUUUGCUGACAAAUAAAAAUAAAUCACAUGUCAGAGCGACGAUGCCACUGACGUAUGUUUCAUUAGCAAAUCAAAAACUACAAUCACAGUUUGUGUGGCUUUUAAUCCGGUGGGUGGUCUGUGUAGGUGUGUGUGUGCGCGUGUGCAUCAGCCUGCCUUAUAAAAGGUCUGGAGGUCGAACUAUAAGUCAAUAAAGAUCAGAGAA
Synchiropus splendidus (mandarinfish) is the source of this 6753-nucleotide messenger RNA. RefSeq names its product TOG array regulator of axonemal microtubules protein 2-like. Lineage: Eukaryota; Metazoa; Chordata; Actinopteri; Syngnathiformes; Callionymidae. The record is from RefSeq and is a predicted model, not a curated record. The transcript is spliced from 7 exons. Gene Ontology annotation, biological process: microtubule cytoskeleton organization. Gene Ontology annotation, cellular component: cytoplasmic microtubule. Gene Ontology annotation, molecular function: microtubule binding. Bases 1006 to 5103 code for a protein of 1365 amino acids.